AUGUCAGGACCACCAGUGCCACUGCACGUAUUUCCUAGGAGUACUGUGCCAGCUGCCGUUUAUCCUGCAUUUCCGCUGGUGGAUACGACGAACGACGAGUCGCUGGAGCUGCAGCCGCUGAACCCGGACGGGGGGCCGGCGCCCGGCGAGCGCCACGGCUCCGGCAAGGGAGUGCUGCGCCGCAUGUCGCGCGUCCGCAGCGACGAGGCCGACGACAUCGGCCGGCCGGCCGCCGACCACCACCCGCAGUAUUCCCCGACGGUGGGGCAGCACACACGGAGAGGGGAGGAGAGGGGACUCAGACCUCCAGCAGGCGCCCUGAGUGAAGCGUGCUCGCAGGGCGCCAGCCUGCUGCCUGGCGCGCAGCCCAUGUCGCCGUCGGAGAAGCUGGGCGCGGGCCUGCCGCUGCUGCAGCGGCUGCGCAUGCUCAAGGAGAAGCAGGAGCGCGAGGAGCGCAAGCUGCUGCCCGCGUCGCCGCCGUCCAGCCUGUCGCCCCCGACGACGGCGGACGACUCGCGGCUGCACUCGGGUCCCUCCUCUGAGGAGGACUCAGCGGCUCCUCGCCGAGUCGCCGCCGGCAGCUCCAUCCUCACACGGCUCGCCUCGCUCAAGCACGCUGGUCGGCAGCCCAGCGCGGCGUCGUCGACGGCGUCGAGCGACCGGCACAGCGACGCGGAGGCGGUCCCGUGCGGGCCGUGCUCGCCCACGGAGGCGCUGUCGCCGCCCCCCUCCGCCACCAGCUCGGCGCCGUCGCGCGGCGGCUCGCUGCUGCUGCGCGACAAGCUCAAGACGCUGGUGCACGCGCCCGCGCACACGCCGCCGCACACGCCCCCACCGCCCCCGCAGGCGCAGCCGCCGCCCCCGACUGUGGUUCACGCUGCCACCGUUGCGGCCGCACCGCCCGGUGAACUCCCGCGGCCUGGGCUGGUGAAGAAGCAGCCGUCGUGGACGAUCCUGAAGCGAGCGGCCAUCGUCUCGUCCUCGGGGUCCCGCGAGGACGAGAGCAGCGACGCGAGCGCCGUGUCCGCUCCCGCGGCGCUCGACCGCACCGCCGCCGAGGGUGGAGACGCCGCCGCCGAAUCCGACCUGGUGCCGGGGGCCACGCCUACCGACACGCCCUCCUCGCCUGCGCGCCACAAGGACGUAGACGACGACCAGCUGCCCGUCCCAGCAGUGCCAGGAAUCGCCAAAGAAAACGACGCGUGGAGGCCGUCGGUGGAGAUGGCGUCGCCCCCGCCAGCGUCCGUGGGGCGGCCGCCGCCCCCAGGGGCGGAAGCAGACCCGCAACCGCCGCUCACGUGCGUCGCAGCCGCUGCCGCCUCCAACACUACACCAGCCGUGCCUCUCAAACGACCCGCGAAGCCGACCCUGCUGCAAAUCCAACAGCGAGAGACAAAGUUCUACACGUCGAUAGACGACCUGUCGCCCGAGUACUCGGGCCUGCCCUUCGUCAAGAAGCUCAAGAUCCUGAACGAGCGCCAGAAGCUGGCCGAGCUGGAGCGCACCGUGGCCGCCGCCGGCUUCCUGCGCAGCUCCAGCCUCGACUCGGGCGGCGCGCCCCCCGGCUGCCUCGACGGCGGCCUCACCAGGUGA
Schistocerca cancellata (South American locust) is the source of this 1593-nucleotide messenger RNA. RefSeq names its product nascent polypeptide-associated complex subunit alpha, muscle-specific form-like. The coding region runs from base 1 to 1593 and encodes 530 amino acids. The transcript is spliced from 8 exons. NCBI's taxonomy places the organism in Eukaryota, Metazoa, Arthropoda, Insecta, Orthoptera, Acrididae. The record is from RefSeq and is a predicted model, not a curated record.